GUGUCUCCGGUUAAAACCGACAAUCUUCCGGGACUCAAACAUCUGCGGCGGUUCACUCUGCUACAGAAAUAUUUGUCGUACUCUGGUUCACGGGUGACUUAUUAAACUUUAGCAAAGUAAACUGAGGUUUCGCCAUGUCCUCGGUCGAGGUUUCUGAAGGCUCGGUUCUGCUGGAGCUCUGCGGGGACCGGCCGCUGUUCUACCGAGAGGCGCUUCCGCCGAGCGGUGCCGCCAGCCUCUGCGUGCUGCUGCUGCACGGCAUCCGGUUCUCGUCGGAAAACUGGCUGAAGAUCGGGACUCUGCAGAGUUUAGCCGCCGCGGGUUACCGAGCUGUAGCCAUCGACCUGCCAGGUUUGGGUCAGUCUAAGGCGGCCCCGGCCCCGGCUCCAGUGGGUCAGCCGGCUCCAGGUGCGUUCCUCAGGCAGGUGUGUGAGGCUCUGCAGACCGGCCCCGUGGUGAUCGUCAGCCCGUCUCUCAGCGGCAUGUACUCGCUGCCCUUCCUCUUCCAGCACUCGGAGCAGGUCAGGGCCUACAUCCCCGUCGCUCCCAUCUGCACAGAGAAGUUCACAGCGGAGCAGUACGGCAGCAUACAGACUCCAGCUCUUAUAGUUUACGGAGACCAGGACACUCAGCUCGGGGAAGCAUCGCUGGGCAAUCUGAAGAAUCUGCCCAAUCACAAAGUGGUGGUAAUGAAGGGGCCGGGGCAUCCUUGUUACCUUGACGAUCCAGAGACCUGGCACAAGGCGGUCCUGGACUUCCUACAGUUCUUGUGAUCACGUAAAAGCUAAUAGCGUACUAAUCUAAACAUUAAUAACAUUGCUGCUCAUUUCAUAAUGUCAAAACUCUAUGCAACUCUGCUUAAAUCGGCUUUUUGUAUUUGAAAUGCUUUUCAUUUUCAGGACCAAGAGUUUAGAUGAAAUGCUGUUUGAAACUCAGUUUCUGCACGUCUGAAUCAAUGAGAAAAUAACAGGAUGGGACUUGAUUUUGUUAAAAACACAAUAGAGACAUUUUUUUUAAAUUGUGAGCAAGGAACAACUGUUCAAAAUCAAUAACAAAAAUCACGUAUAAGCGUAAAUCUGGUAUUUUCUUUUUAAAAAUCAGAAAUGGAUGCACUUUUUCCACUAUUUUUAGUACUAUUUUGCUUUCAAAAGAGAUAAACAAAAAUGAUUAAAUGUACUUUAAGAAAGCUUUAAUAAUAUUUAAUAAUAUGUAUUAUGAUGCUGCACAUGGUAAAAUCGGGGACCAAUGUCAUCAAAUCACAUUUUCGUGUUUAAGCAUCUCUGCGACGUAGACUGCAUGAGAAAAAUAACCACUACACAAUGCACUGAAGUGAAAAAUAUGAACAUUAUUUAAUAACUGAUUCUCUGUAAUAAACAAUUUGAAAAUA
This is a messenger RNA of Puntigrus tetrazona (Sumatra barb), 1387 nucleotides long. RefSeq names its product abhydrolase domain containing 14B (gene abhd14b). The transcript has 4 exons. Gene Ontology annotation, cellular component: cytoplasm. The coding region runs from base 135 to 773 and encodes 212 amino acids. NCBI's taxonomy places the organism in Eukaryota, Metazoa, Chordata, Actinopteri, Cypriniformes, Cyprinidae. The record is from RefSeq and is a predicted model, not a curated record.